This is a messenger RNA of Penicillium oxalicum, 1611 nucleotides long. RefSeq lists its product as uncharacterized. Bases 1 to 1611 code for a protein of 536 amino acids. The transcript has 2 exons. Lineage: Eukaryota; Fungi; Ascomycota; Eurotiomycetes; Eurotiales; Aspergillaceae. The record is from RefSeq and is a predicted model, not a curated record.
AUGGAUCUGAGCUCGCUGGAACGACCGGCAGUUCUCUGUCAAUGUCUCAGAUGCUCUAGCUCGCUGGCUGUGCUAGAGAAUGAGUGGGGCAAGCUCUCCAGCGUUUACGCCGUCCCAACGGCAUGGCUGAGUGUCAACUUGCAGCGAAUCUCGGUUGCACAGGAACAAAAGCAUAUUCCCCAAACUUCGGAGAUGAGCAUGCUUCGUGGCCGGUUUGCACAGGAGGUAUCAUGUAAACUAUGCCAGCAGAAAUUGGCUGUCCUCUGCGGACUGGAUGAUGGCCCCCAUGUUCUCUGGAAGAUGUCAAAAGUGUCGUUCAGAGACAUUGUUACCAUGCGGACGGCUGAGCCGUUAUUCAAAGACGGCGCUCUCGACAAAUUAUUCCAGCCCCGGUCGGCGGCUGAACCUUUCCGCCAAUCUGUUCAACCGAUGGACGAGAAUGCUCUGGUCCCUACAAGCUCGCAAGAUAUGGUCUCCAUGGAACCAUCGAUGCAUCGGCAGAUGCAACACCACAAUCGGAGCAUAGACCAGAUCUCAAAUUCGGUGAACACCUUACACGAUACCAUGGCCGAUUUGAAACAUUCGUUCACAUCACUCCGACUAGAAUUGAAUGCCCCGAGCCGAAAUUUAAUUGACAACGAUAGAAUGAAAGGGCCAGGAUUCGACAUGAUAGCGACCGUUCUCAAGGAACUGAAAUGCAAAUCAGAGGAAAACGAGAAGAUGAAACUGGAGAUGGAGACCCUAAAACUGAAGAAUCGAAUGAUGGAAGAAUACCGGAUAAAGAGCCCUGCCCCUCAAGUUGAUGUCCCAGAUCAGUUGACAGAGGUCCAAAGUCCUGGUCUGCUUCAAGCCGGCAAGAAGCGCGCAUGGCCAGACGCAUUUACGGCGGGUCGCGCACCUACAGUGGCAGACUCCUUCGACGAAGACGACAUGGCUGACGAUUUGACGCUGGACAAUCUGCCAGAUGGCAACAGCCGAGUCUCGGCUCUACCUGUGGGACGACAGCUUCCGUCCAGGCCGGCGCAGUCUCAAAUCCAAUAUGAAAUCAACCAGACAAGUGAAAAAACCGUCAACCGCCAACCACAACCAAGUGGACCGAAACGGCAGCGACUCAACCCUCAAAAGGAGGAUACGGCGCUCGGCGGUUCUAGAAAAGUUGGUCGGCCGCGAAAGUCGAACGGCCCUCAAAAAGACGCAGAACCCUCGCCCGCGCCCGCGCCAGCAGUGCUGGCGGGAUCCGAAACCUCAACACAGGUACCCUUGGCUCCUGCCAGUCCAGAACCACCGACUGCGAAAAGGCGACGGCUGCGACGGAGUACACGUUCCCAAUCGUUUGGGCUGAACACAACUGCGCAGAAUGAAGUCACGGAAUCUUCGACCCUGAAUUUGGAUCCGGCCUUGUCUCAAGAGACAGGUCAGGAUGUCCCUCAAGCAAAGGACAAGACACAACCAUCUGCUUCGACUGAAUCCAUCCAGGAGGCAGCAAGGAUGACUGAUGCGGCCCGGCAGUUUGAGGAAGAGAAACGGAAGGCGAAGAUCGCGGCACGGGAUGCCCAAAUUCGAAGAGUUAUGGAGCAGGAGGAAGAAAUGGAGACCGAUGGAUCCCGAUGA